Saprolegnia diclina VS20 is the source of this 2748-nucleotide messenger RNA. RefSeq lists its product as hypothetical. Bases 63 to 2693 code for a protein of 876 amino acids. NCBI's taxonomy places the organism in Eukaryota, Oomycota, Saprolegniomycetes, Saprolegniales, Saprolegniaceae. The record is from RefSeq and is a predicted model, not a curated record. The transcript has a single exon.
UUCUUUCCCUAUCAGCCAAUAGGCGUUGCAGACGAACACCAGUUUGCUUUUCUCGGCGAUCGAUGGCAGCGAACACAUACGCAACUGCCUUGGCGACGUUGGAGCGCUCUACGCAGUUCCUACACGUAGAUAGCAUCUUGCCCUGCUUCGAGCCACUCUUGGACGCGCAGUCGGCGACGGCCACAGAUGACGCCGUCAUUGCGAACAUCGGGAAAUGGUCGCACGUUCUUUCCGGUAUCAUCCUCCCAAAGAUCAAGAAGGCGCUCGGAGUACCAGCGUCUUUGGACAUCGACGCCGUAUUCUCGCACCUCUCUGUCGACGACAUUGGCAUCUCGGACGUCCUCAUACCGACUGUGCACCCGCGCGCAUUUGGCUCGCUUCUCGUGUUCCUACCGACGCCGUAUGACGGCGGCGCAGUCUCGUUCGCCUCUAGCGACAUGACAAAGGUGUAUACGUCGUCAAUGAAGGCGGGCGGGUGCGAUGCCAUGUACGCCGCCACGCUCGCUGGCACAAACGUGUCGUCCGCCCCGAUUACGCACGGUCGACGCACCACUCUCGUCUACAGCUUGGUCAGCGUCGCUUCGGAUGCAAUCUUUCGCCCGCCCACAUACACCGAAGCGAUGGCGGCUUUCCAUCACAUCGCUGCGAAGCCGAUGGCGCAGACCCAGCGUGUAGCGUACUUCGUGCCGAGCUCUGUCGUAUCGUUUGAGGACCUCGCAGCGCCUGCUGCAAACCUCGCUCGACUUCUCGUGCUUUCCAACGCCUUUGAUGUGACUAUCACCCGCAUUACGAAACACCGAGUGACUCACUGCUUCCCCCACCCGUCGUGCGCCACGCCCGAUUCCGUUGUCACGGGUCUCGCCGGGCGAACGGUCCAUGCCUGUUUGAACGACCCGAACACGUUCCAGAGUCGAAGCUGUGAAGGUCCACGCACAGCGCUGCUCUUUUGGCCCAAGCAGUAUCGCGCCGGUAUCGUCGGCGUCAACGCAGCCAUGUCGCUGCUUCGAGACGGUAGCUGUCUUGGGCUGCCCUCUUGUCGGGACCUUCUUCUCGGUACAAUGGCGAUCUUCAAGACCAUUCAGUGCACUACGGUAAAUGCCACCCCAACCAGCCUCAUCGACGACAUCCACAGUCCAUCGCUGCUUCUUGAGCCGUUGGCACACCUCGUUUUGGCGUCCAAUGACUGGAGCAUCGCCGAGAUCUUCAUCCAAGACAUUCUGCGCGUCGCAAACAACUACGAGCCGCCAGUCCCAUGGGCGGACAUUGGGCGCAUUCUCCACGGCUGCUUGACAAAGUUUACGUGGCCCACACUAUACGGCGCCUUGGAGCACCUCGUCACGUGGUGGAGCGCGACGCUGCAUGUAGACGCGGUUGUACACCUCCUUGCGAGCCUGGCGGGUGUCGCCCCGCACCCUUUGUGCCACCAGCUGUCGCAGCCGUUCGUCGCCGAGUGCAUCAAGGCGUGCUGGUCCGUCGUCAGCCAACAUGCAAAAAAGAUCCAGGGCAACACCGCCGCCUCCAUCCUCCUCGUCGACUGGUACCUCGACGAGAUGGUGCAACCAACGCAGCCUCCCGCCCAUUGGCUCGACGCCUUCUUGCCGCGCUCUGUGAUUACCCUCGUCGACAACUUUUUGUACGCCCGUCAGCACGGCGCGUCGACACUCCUCGCAUUGUGCGGUGACGCGGCCACACGACUUGAGGUGCUACCGCUUGCACUCGUGAGGGCAACCGAGAGCUGCCCGAGCAUACCUUGGCCGCUUUACGUGGCCGCGAUCAAGCAAGCCAUCCACGCGAUUUUGGCGCCCUCUCGCGUCAAGCGUGUGAGCACGAGUGCAUGCAGUUUCAUCCUGCAAUGCAUGGUGACGGCUGGACUCUGCGACACAGCUCUCUUUGAUGCCUUAGAAACCCUCUGCGGCAUGGGCGUAUUCGAGUGCAUCUUGGAGUUUCUUGAGCGCCAGUCGACUCCAGUCGCGCCUUGGACGCAGUCGCUCAUUUCGACCUUCGUUUUGACGAAGACGCACUUGCUUGUCAGGGCCUCUGCCAAGCCGGUCGCGGCAGCGUUCCUCUCUCUCCGACUCGUCGCACCUGGAACAAUAGCCACGUUUGCAACAGCAUGGCUUGGGGCGCUACCGACAACACUCGAUGCGAACCGAACGAUCCUCGCUCCCGUAAUCCUGAUGCUUCAAGACUUGCUGGGAGGCAACCACCGCGACGUCCUCAUGCAGAUGGUGAAGCACAGUCUUGCGACCUUUGAAUGCAGCGGGGCGCUGAAUCCAGUGCCCGCCAUCACCGACUUUGUUCUUGACGACAUUGCGACGGACCCGACACAUUGCCGCGACUGCGCGGCACUGUCCGCCUUUCUGCGCGAUGGGGCUGAGACGCAGUUCACAGCGUCGAUCCAUAUUUGCGCGCUCGUUCCCGGCGUCGUCGAAGCAAACGCUCGGCGGCUCCGGCUGCGCGAAAGACGCGUUCCCCGCGGGCGGCCUCUUCGAGAAACAGUCAUCUGGAAGCUACAGCGGCCAGGCGGAGCUUCCGUGCAAGAUCUCAAGCUGCGUAUAAAACAACAAGCGCUCCAUACCAAGGACGUCGAGCAUUGGAUGCAGCUGGAAGCUCUACUGCAUGGCGCGAGCGAAGACGACACCAAAGAUGACGACACGGCUGCACCAUCGCCAAAAAGAUUGCGGCUAGAGUAGUAUGGUGAAGUGCGCUAUACUAUAACACGACCAAACAUGCACGGAGCAGGACCGG